Molecule: messenger RNA, 4805 nt
Organism: Pezoporus flaviventris
Lineage: Eukaryota; Metazoa; Chordata; Aves; Psittaciformes; Psittacidae
Product: protein Wnt-11b-like
Exons: 7
Coding region: 2710-3759 (349 amino acids)
Biological process (GO): neuron differentiation; canonical Wnt signaling pathway; cell fate commitment
Cellular component (GO): extracellular region
Molecular function (GO): cytokine activity; frizzled binding
Source: RefSeq, a predicted model, not a curated record
GUCUGCCUGUGCUCCACCUCCUGCAGGCUGUGAGUUCCACAUCCCACAGCUGGGGAUCACAAACUGCACUAGCUAGUGUCUGACUUGCCCUUACAUCUUCCUCCACAGGGCAAUAAUUGGGUCUGGAGAAGGCAGGAGUAGGGCAGGACCUGCCCUGGUGUCCCACAGGGGCUGGAGAACUGCUGUACCCAAUGCUUGGUCUGCAGGGGUUUGGAGCAGCAUGUGCUACAGGAUAGGGCAUGUUCAUUGCUACCUUGCCCCCUAAAAACAGGCAGACUGUUGUUAUUUUAAUCAGUUUAGUCCUCAUUGUGGAGACAAACCAAAACACAGGAUUUGGUGUUCAGGGAAUAUAGACUUGCAUUACCCCUUGAGCUGUCCAGCAGGGGCUCUGCGUUCUGCUGCAAGGAGAACAUCUCCCACUCCGAAAUACUCACGGAUAAUUUUCUAAGUACUGGUUGCAGUGAAAAAAGACCCCUCUUCCCUAAACCAGAGAGUCCCAGCAAACAGUGCCAAUAUUCCAGUGGUGGCAAUGCAGCCUGUGAGGUGUCCAAAGCCAGGCAGGCUCCUGCUCAGAGCACUCUGAAACAGACAUCCAUGGAUGGUGGUUGCUGGCCUCCACAUGCCCUCUGCAGAGACAUCCCAGCUGUGUGCCCUGAUGAGCAGGUCAGGAAAUUUGCUUUUAUCCUGUGUCUUUCUUACUCUUGAUGAAAAAUCAUUCCUCAGCUUGCCAUAACUUUACACCCACUGGUGUCAGUCCACAGGCAGUAGGGAGAAGGAGGUUAAAGGGAUCAGAGCCAGCCAAUUACAGGGACACAUCUCUUUCUUUUCUCCCUGUCCUUUAAUUAAGCCCCUUGUAACUCUGCUUGGGAUUUGGGAGUGACCUCAGUGCUUUCCUAGCAGGACCCUUCCUCAUGGGCCAUUGCUCCAGCACAAUGCACCUUGGCCUUUUCAUCCCAAGAGAGUAGUUUGGAAAGGUCAACAAUUCAAACUGCGUGUCCUACUUUUAGCGCACAUGAUAGCGAGUCAAAAGGAGGUCAUGAGGGGAUGCUAAUGAACCACCCAGUUAUGUCCUGUAAAGGGAAAGCACCUUCUAGUGAGAGGGGAAGUCGCACAGUGAGGGAGAAAGUGAAAGCCCUAAGUAGAGGUCUUCAACCUAUGACUGCUUCCAAAAGAAGAUAGCGUCAGCUAGAUUUGUCUCAAAUGUCACCUUCCACUGCGGGAGAGCAUCAGCCUACCUGGUUCCUGACGGGCUUCACAGCAGCAAGGUUGUACUUUUGGUUUUCUUCUUAUGGAAUGGAAAGUUUCAGAAAAAUACACCUCGUGACAAGCAUGUGCAAGCCAUGGGAAUGCUACAGCAGGCCAGCUCCUGUCCAAGCAGACACCAGUUUCCGGGCUGCAUCACCUCUGCCAGCUGUAAGAUGGUCCCUGCAACGAAACGGGCAUUUCUGCAGCUGAUACCCAUGCCCAGUGCUGGCUUAUGGACGUGCACACAUCAGUUUGCUCACAGCACCAGGCAAACUCCCCUUUUGGGCUGUCUGUGAGACAGCCAGUGGACUUUAACUCAUUUUCUUGGCUUGGAGAGACAAACUGCUGUGGAAGUUGGUUAUGCUGUUUUCAGGAACCUGGAAUUAGCAGUAAACAUCAGCACUUAGUCCUGACCUGCAAAGCCCAGUAACAGAGUCAAAGCCAAGUCCUUUCUUUAGCUGUUCCUCCUGCCCCCAUGCACUUUGGGGUGCUGGAGGCAACAGAAAGCCCAAUGCCAACUAUAGAGAGGGGUGGGAAGUGCUGACAAGCUAAAGACAGCCCCAUGCUGAGUUAGAUCCUGCUCAUACCAGAUGUUUUCUAAUGGGUGUGUUGUGUUUAGGGCUGUUUCUCAAGUUUGAGCGGCAGGGGUGUAGACUGGACUGCGGUGGAGGGAGCCCUGGCCCUGCAGCCCAGCACCUUCCUGCAGCAGGAGAGGUUACUUUAACACAAUUACUCUGAAAUGUGCUUGUGUGCUGCGUGCUGAGAGCCCUUCCACAUGUCUCUUUCUGCUCACCCUCUCUCUCUGCAGUUAUGAAACCCCAGCAGCUGUGGAUGCCCUGACUACACAUGGCUCAGCAAGAUGGUUUUUGUGCAAGAAAAGGGGCUGAAGCUGUGAAGUUGGUGUCUAGGGGCAGGAUUUCCCCACAUUCAGUCCCAGCACAGCCUUUGGCUGGGUCUGCUCCAGACUGGUGAGAAGUGUCCACACCCUUGACUGACAUAUGUACAUCUGGAGUUUUGGUUAUUGCAGAAUCCUGGCUGUCCUUGGGCUCUGGAGACAGAGGCAGACAGCUGAGACUUUCACUCUUUCUGGGUCAAGGAAAUGUAUUUUUUAAAGCUUCUUGCAGAGAAAAUAAGCAGAAAUUACAAUCAGCCUGUACCAAUCCCUUCUGUCCCUUACUAAUGUGCUCCCUUUGUGAUUCCUGCCAGUUUGCUACAUAGAUGAGCUGUUACACGCUGAGCAGACACGUGUAUUUGCUUUGUGACCCAGUGGCUCUCCUGAAGAUGCUAAAGGCGCUGCUAGUAACAGCUGAACCCCACCACCACCACUCCCCGGCCCCAGCCCGCUGUGAAUGGCACCGAAACCGCCUUUGUUCCCCUCCCCGGGGGGCAGGACCGCACCGCCCGCGGCUAUAAAAGGAGGCGGCGGCUCCAGCCCCGGCCCCAGCCCCAGCCCUGGUCCCGGCUAUGGGCCGCCCUGCCGCCGCCGCCGCGCUGCUCUGCCAGCUGGGGCUCUCCGCGGCCAUCCAGUGGCUCGGACUGAUGGAGAGCGGCAGCGGGGUGGCCUGGAAUGAAAGCCACCACUGCCGGCUGCUCGCCGGGCUGGUGCCCGACCAGCUCCAGAUGUGCCGCAGGAACCUCGAGGUCAUGCCCAGCAUCGUCCAGGCCGCGCGCCACACCAAGAGCAGCUGCCAGAAGACCUUUGCAGACAUGAGGUGGAACUGCUCCUCCAUCCAGCAAGCACCCAGCUUUGGGCCUGACCUGCUGAGAGGAACCCGCGAAUCUGCCUUUGUCUACGCGCUGGCCGCCGCCACCAUCACACACUCCAUCGCCCAGGCCUGUGCCUCGGGAGAGCUCCCUCUCUGCUCCUGUGGCUCCGUCCCCUCAGAGGUCCCUGGGCCAGACUUCAGAUGGGGUGGCUGUGGGGACAACCUGAGCUAUGGCCUCCAGCUCGGCGCCGCUUUUGCUGACAGUCCCUUAAAAUCCAGCAAGCUGGGGACACAAGCGCUCAAGGCCAUGAAUCUGCAUAACAGUGCAGUGGGUCGGCAGGUGCUGAGUGACUCUCUGGAUACCAAGUGUAAAUGCCAUGGUGUUUCAGGCUCCUGCUCAGUGAAGACCUGUUGGAAGGGACUGGCAAAGCUGGAUGAAAUAGCCUCUGACCUCAAGUCCAAGUACCUGGCAGCCAUCAAGGUGACCCAUCGGCUCAUAGGGCCCAGGAAGCAGCUGAUACCCAAGGAAAUGGAGGUCAGGCCAAUGGAAGAGACAAAUCUGGUUUAUCUCAUCAACUCUCCUGACUAUUGCACACCGAAUCUCCACCUGGGGUCCCUGGGGACACAGGAUAGGCAGUGCAACAAGACCUCCGUGGGCAGCGACAGUUGUGACCUUAUGUGCUGUGGCCGCGGCUACAACACCUACAUGGAGGAGGUGGUGGAGAGAUGUCACUGUAAAUAUCACUGGUGCUGCUACGUGGUGUGCAAGAAGUGUCGGCGGAAGGUGGAGAGAUACGUCUGUAAAUAACACCAGAGGCGUCGUGGCAGGUAGGACUCUUGCCCUGGCAUCCUCUGGAGAUGAUACAGAUGGAGACCAACCACCAAUCACGAGGGAUACUCUGAGCUGUGGCAAGAAGGGGGAAUGCAGGAAGCCUGUGCGCCAGCAUUACCAUGGAAGACCUCAGACUGAGAGAUGCCAGGAAGCCUAAGGCCGGAGGCCAACCUCUGCUCCACCUCUCCAGAGCAAGACAAAGGGCUGCCCUCCUGCAGCUGAUCAGGAGCGUCCAACCCUCCAUCUCCAGCUGGGGACAAACCAUUUAUCACUCCACAUGCACAGGCCCUUUUCUCCAGGGGUGAAUGGGGAGUCUGGGCUGCCAUUGUCUCUUUGCAGGAGGCUUCUGACAGUGGCCUGAAAGCCAGGAGUGAUGGAUGGGAAAGGGGGUAGCAAGUUGUCCACUGGGAGAAGGCUUCAGGGGAACAAAGCUGCUUUGGGUGAGGGGGUCAUGGGCAACUCUUCUGGGGGAAGGUUUCCACUGUGGGCUCACCCAAUACUACUGGCUGUUCCUCCUCAGGGGCAAACACUGGUCCAGUUCCCUUUGCAGCAUCUGAAAUGAAGACCAGGCUUGACACACGCAGGACCAGUUAUUGCUUCAGGAAACAGAGCUCACUGAUCCUCCCCUUAACCUGCAUUGAGAUUACUGCUGCUCUCAGUGCUAACUGAAGAUAGCAAACACAUCUAGGGACAGGAGUGGUCCUGGGGACUGCUGAAGCAGGGCAGCAUGGCCAAACUGUGCCCAGCAGCCUUGUAGUAACAGGCCUUGUGCCCUCUGAGCUUCUGUUGGAGGUGGAAGCCUACUCAGUGCAUGGCAUGCUCACGGCUUGUUUGUCCUGCCCUUUUGUUUUAGCCCACUAAGGUCUUCAGCCCACUCCUUCCACCCCCUUAAUACCAGGCGUGCUGGCACUCUGGCCCGGAGAGAGGAUGCAGCUGGUGAAAUAAGAAUGAACCUUUAGUCUCUAUACUUAAUGUAAGUGGGAUUCUGGUGUGUGUUUUAUAAAUAAAUGUAUUAUAUCUUA